UCCACUAUUGUACUGUAGGAAAGGAUGAUUAUGCGGGGAGAAAUGAAAGCAAAGCAGGUGUGAAAACCUUUUCAGGUAAGGAAAAAACCAGGUGUAAAGUCGCAACUGGGGAAGGGAAGAGAGAGAAAAUAAGGGAGGAAAACCCAAGGGCCAAGACUUUUUCCCACCCACAAUUCCUCAUCCCCUCGGUAGAAAUCAGAGACAAGAAAACAGUACUCCCAAAAGAAACCCAUUUACAUGGGUCCUUGAUCUUGUCGAAGAGGAUUAUUCAGGUACCGGAAAAUCAUGGAGCACAAACUGUUGACUGCGUUAAUGGUGGCGGUUGUGAUGAUCGGUGCUGCAACUGUCGGAGCCGAGUACGUCCGACCGAAGCCUCGGAAAGCGUUGCGUUUUCCGUCGAGUCGAAAGCCCUCCUCUGAACCCCAACAGGUGCAUAUCUCAUUGGCAGGGGAUCAACAUAUGCGAGUGACAUGGAUCUCGAAUGAUAAAUCUUCUCCAUCAAUGGUUGAAUAUGGAACCUCACCCAGAAAGUAUACCUCUAUUGCUCAAGGAGAGAGCUCUUCUUAUAGUUAUCUGUUUUAUAAGUCUGGAAAGAUCCACCACACUGUCAUUGGGCCGCUGGAACAUGGCACUGUUUACUUCUACCGAUGUGGAGGACAAGGUCCAGAGUUCCAGCUCAAGACACCUCCAUCUCAAUUUCCAGUUACUUUUGCUGUGGCUGGUGAUUUAGGUCAGACUGGCUGGACUAAGUCGACAUUGGACCACAUAGACCUUUGCGAAUAUGAUGUGCAUCUGCUUCCUGGUGACCUUUCCUAUGCUGAUUACAUGCAGUCCCAGUGGGACACUUUUGGUGAGCUAGUGCAGCCACUUGCAAGUGCAAAGCCGUGGAUGGUAACAGAAGGGAACCAUGAAAAGGAGAACAUACUGAUGCUUGAGGAUGAAUUCGUAGCCUACAAUGCUCGCUGGAAGAUGCCAUUCGAGGAGAGCGGAUCAAGUUCAAAUCUCUACUAUUCUUUUGAAGUUGCUGGGGUUCAUCUUAUUAUGCUUGGUUCAUAUACAGAUUAUGAUGAGUAUUCUGAUCAAUAUAGCUGGCUGAAGGCUGAUCUUUUGAAAGUAGACCGAAAGAGGACACCUUGGCUACUUGUUUUAUUCCAUGCUCCGUGGUAUAACAGUAACAAGGCUCAUCAAGGCGAAGGAGACAGUAUGAUGGCCGCCAUGGAACCAUUGCUAUAUGCUGCUGGUGUAGAUAUUACGUUUGCUGGCCAUGUGCAUGCUUACGAACGCUCGAAACGUGUCUAUAGUGGUAGGUCAGAUCCUUGUGGUGCUGUCCACAUAACAGUUGGCGAUGGAGGCAACAGAGAAGGUUUAGCCACCAAGUACAUAACUCCACAGCCAAAGUGGUCUGUCUACCGUGAAGCGAGCUUUGGUCACGGCGAGCUCAGAAUAGUGAACGCAACGCAUGCUUUCUGGAGCUGGCACAGGAACGAUGACGAUGAACCAGUGAGAUCUGAUCAGAUAUGGAUUACCUCAUUGGUCAGCUCUGAUUGUGUCGCUGAUAAGAGUUCUGAUCUAAGGAAGAUGCUGUUGUCGCCGUAGUCACCCGAUUAUGGGAGUGUCGGUCUGUUCUUCUCUGGAUUCAGACCUGGUUUCUUGCCACAACUCCAUGUGUAUAUAUAUAGCUAGAACGUUGGUGUUGUGUUUGUUUCAGAGGCCAUUAUAUUAGCUCGAAACGGCUUUGUACUGUACUGUGCUUUGUCUGUGAGACCUCUGCUUUAUCAGUUGCUUUAUGGUCUUUUACCAUUACUAUUAUAUGAACGUUACCAGUGGUAUAUGAUAUUCCACUGGUUUAAGAGAUGGUUUUUCAAUA
Messenger RNA from Rhododendron vialii, 1867 nucleotides. RefSeq names its product purple acid phosphatase 18. NCBI's taxonomy places the organism in Eukaryota, Viridiplantae, Streptophyta, Magnoliopsida, Ericales, Ericaceae. The record is from RefSeq and is a predicted model, not a curated record. The transcript is spliced from 5 exons. The coding region runs from base 286 to 1596 and encodes 436 amino acids. Gene Ontology annotation, molecular function: acid phosphatase activity; metal ion binding.